AUGCAGAAUUUUGUGAAUGGUCUUAAGCUUAAGACUAAACAAUUAAUUGACACAGCUGCUGGUGGUUCAACAAAUUUUAAAACAGCCACUGAGAUAAAGAAGAUCAUUGAUGCUAUUGCAGCAAACGAACACUUAGAGCUGUAUGACCGCAGUGUAAAUCAACCAGAAGGGUUAGUUGAUUUGAAGUUGACGAAUCAAGUUGUUAAGAUGGAAGAGCAGAUCGCAGCUGAAGUUGAGCGCAGAUUAAAACAAAUGGCUCUUGAAAAAAAAACGGUGGCUCAAAUUCAACCUGCACAACCGACUCAAGCAGUGAAUUGUGAAAUAUGUGGGGGACCUCACUUUGCCGUGCAUUGUGUGGUCACAGCUCAGCAGGUGGAAGAAAUCAAUUUUUUGAAGCAGAACAACCCUUACUCUAAUACUUACAAUCCAGGGUGGAAGAAUCAUCCAAAUUUCUCCUGGAAGGAUCAACAAGGGAGUGUUCCAAAACAAGGGGUGAUUCCUUAUCAAAAUCAGCCACAACAACAACAGCAGUAUCAAUCACCGCAACAACAACCGUAUCAACAACCUUAUCAACAAGCUCAACAACAAUUCCAACAACAAGGGCCAAGAAAAAUGAGUCAAAUAGCACAACAAUUGGCAAAUCCUCAACAACAGGGUGCUCUACCUAGUACCACAGUUACGAAUCCCAAAGAUCACAAUAAUGUGAGUGCUAUAGUAACAAGAAGUGGAAAAGCGAAAGAAGUUGUGGAGGAGAACGCUGAAGAAGAAGAACCAUUGCUUGAAGUAGAUGUAGAAAUAAAAAAGAAUGAAGAACAAGUGGAAGACUUGGGUGUGUUGGAACCAACAACUAAAGGGAAGACUAGUGAACAAAAACCGGAAAUCAAAUUACCCUUUCCAACAAGAAAUAAGAAGAAAGGACAGCACGAGAAAAACUUUCAAAAAUUCUUGGAAAUGUUUAAGAAACUUGAGUUGAACAUACCAUUCCUGGAGGCGUUAGAACAAAUGCCUACCUAUGCCAAGUUCAUGAAAGAUAUAAUCUCCAAGAAAAGGACAACCGAUUGGUAUGAAGAUUCCGGUGAAGAAGAAAGACCGAGGCUCUGUAACUAUUCCUUGUACUAUUGGGGAUAG
Messenger RNA from Vicia villosa (hairy vetch), 1128 nucleotides. RefSeq names its product mediator of RNA polymerase II transcription subunit 15-like. NCBI's taxonomy places the organism in Eukaryota, Viridiplantae, Streptophyta, Magnoliopsida, Fabales, Fabaceae. The record is from RefSeq and is a predicted model, not a curated record. The transcript has 3 exons. Bases 1 to 1128 code for a protein of 375 amino acids.